GUCGUCAGUAGCGAGCUGGACGCCGGUGGUGGAGGGUGUGCGCUCCUGCUCUCUCGUGUACUGCCUUUAUCUCGCACAUAUCUUGUGUUUCUUGUGCCUGGGAAUUUUCACAUGGUACCUAGUGCAGCUUAGCAGCGUCUUGGCCAUACAUUCUCGGUGUUAUAUAUGAGAUGGUGGUCGCUGGGAAGUGAGCGGGAUGAGUGUGGCGGUGUCGACGUCGACAGGGCUGGGGGGGUCGCGGCUUCCUCAGGAAGACGAUUCCCUUAUUGCUGAGGUGGACGGCUGGCGUCAGGACGUGAGAGCCAAGGUCACGGCGCUUAAGUGCCACGUUAUGGCCUCCAGGGGGCUCACCUCCGAUGGCCAUAUCGUAGCGCCAUAUUCCCCGCGGCUACUCAUGGAGGCGCCUAAUUCUCGCCUGCUUCUCGACGCAGCUAAUCUGGACUUGGAGGCCUACGCCGAGGCGCUGCAGAAAGGCGCCGGGUAUCUGGCUAAGGCCGAGCAGGCUGCCCGGAAUGGCUCCAGCGAGGAAGGGCCAGCCGACGCCUUGUCUCUCAGCGAAGUACAAUUCCGUUUACAGGAAAAUGGGGUCAGUAAUGGACACGAAACCCCGAAGAUCUCGGUCACUCCUGCUUCAUCUCCAACUAAAUCAAUAUCCAGCGUGUCUGCUCGGUCACACGCCUCCUCCACCUCGUCCACCACGUCCUCGUCGUCCUCCUGCACGUCCUCCACCUCGCCCUCCUCGUACUCACACUCGCCAGUUAAAGUGCUUGAAGUGAACGGACACGCUGUGAACGGGACGUGUGAGGGCGUGAAUGGAACACAGUCCUCCAGGCUGGAAGACGUGGAGGAGCAGCUGGAGAAGGUGAAGGACGAGCUAAAACACAAGGAGGAAGAGGUGCAGCGGUUGUCCAAGAUCAGGGACGAGGUGGAAAACGAGCUACAGGAACUGACAGCUAAUCUAUUUCAGGAAGCCCACAGUAUGGUUCACAAUGCCAACCAGCGUGCAGCCAGUGCGGAAAGAUCGCUGCGAGAGGCAGAAAUGCAGGUAGAGGUGCUGCAGGCGGAGGUAACAGCCCUCAAGGCUCUAGUGAUCACCUCCACACCAGCUGCCCCUAAUCCACACCUACACCCACAGCUCAUCAGCAAGAGUGUCGCUGAAACAGGGAAAAAAAUAUUCCAACGGGGUCAUCGGAAAUCGCCUUCAGACUUUGAUCUCAAAUAUGGACGAGAUACCACUCCUCCAAGUUCUCCACUCAAGGAAAGCAGAAUAAAUGAUGCAGCAGCUCUCUCACAAUUUCCACUGGACCCAGAGUGUUGGGAGGUGGAUCCAGUUGUACAUAAAGAAUUUAUAGCAUGGAAACAGAAUCCAACUUUAGAUCGCUCGGAUCCAUUCAUGCAGCGGAUAUAUGAAGAAGAUAUAGACCUGUGUCUAGCAUUCCCUAACUCGACACUGGCACAUCGUGUUCAGAGAGCCAUUGAAGAUAACGCUGUGUUUAUUGAAGAAGUUAAUCCACGACAAAAAAGUAGUUGUCCUAGAGUUGACCCCGAUGAAACCAGGAAGUGUGUGUUGUUAGAUGUUCCUCGGUUCUGCAAGUACCGGUUUCGACUUGGGGAAUCUGACGAUUGGUAUUACAUUUCACAGCUGGCCAGAAAUAGGAUUAUUGCCAUCUGUGACUUUCUCAACUAUUUAAGAUACAUUAAACUUGGUCUAGUCAAGAGCUCAAUUCAUGACGUGUACUGGGAGAUAGUGAAGCUGCGGCGGCAGAUGGCUUUAGCUCGUCUGGGAUUUUAAACUAUUUUAGUCAUUCAUUUCCUGAAGUUUUGGUGUAGAUCAUUAAAAGUGGUAGAGGAGUUUUAUUUUAUUUUCAGUGGAUUUUAAUCUGACUCUUUAAUGUGUCUUAAAUCAACAUGCUGUAGUAUUUAUGUACAAGUAAUUAGCAAUGUAGUGUGCACUCCUCUUGACGUUAAGAAAUUUGUGAUUGUCUAUACUGACAUGACAGGAAAAUUCCUGAUGAAAUAAUAAAGUUGGAUGAAAUAAGUAUGUGGGGGAUUUCAGAGAUACAUAAGGAUCUAUGUCAUCAUUCUUAAUACUGUGUUUGCCUGUCAUUUGGAAUACAGUGCUUUAUUUUUAUAUAAAUGAAUCUUGAAUUAUCAAUGUGUUUUAUAUAAGCACAACACAGUGCAGUGCAUAAUUACAUUUGUGUGUAUGCUGCAUUUGUUUAGAAUGCACAUUCUGUACUUCACUCAGUCCAGAGUAGAGACUUUGUACCGUACAUGAAUUUAAAAUUUUUUGCUUUAUCUGAGAGAAGUGUAGGUGGCUGGCAUUUUGGUGUUUGUACUGGCGAUACAACCAUGUCGUGCAUUAUCCAGUCUGCGAUGUCAGACAGCUAUACAAAUAAUAGCUACCAUUUGUCAGCAAUUAGGAAGGGAUUAACUUAAUCCACUGUUUCCAUCAUAAUAAAGAAACAAAAUUCACUCAUGGGAACAAGUACAGGGCAGAGUUAUUAAUGAUAGGGAUUUUCUAUUGUUACUUUUGAAUAUAGGGCAUGUUUAACUUAAGGCUUUUAUCUGAGGAAGAAAGAGGAGUGUGUUUAACUGUACAGACAAGUGCUGUUUUAGCCUUGUAUUAUCUUUGAGAUAUAAGUCCUGUGAUAAUCUACGCUCCUUGUGCAACAAAGGUUAUAAGUAGGUCUCCUCAGUUGUUACAGUGUUUAUCUAUGCUAUUCUGACAAGUGAUUAUUUAAUGUUGAAUAAUUUUGUUCAUGCAAUAUCAAAAAUAUUUCAUAAUACAGGUCAGCAACAUAAUGGAUAGUGUGUGGCUUCAAUUGUAAAGCAUAGAGUAAUAGAAUGAUAUAUAUAUACAGUAUAUUUAUUCACAAUACUAGUACUGUAAAUCCUUUUAACUUUGUUUAAUGUUUGGUUUAGUGUUAGAAGAUUGGAUUAUGUCUGUGUGUAAAUUCUAAAUGGACGAUAAUUAGUUACCAGUGAACAAGUGUUAAAUGUUCAUAGAUGAUAUUCAGUCUCUUCAGAUCUGAUACUUUGUAAAUAUAUAUACAUAUGUACAAUAUAUAUAAAUCUGUAUUUUACAAAAGAUUAUAAAACCAUUUAUUAAUCAUUAUUGUUAGUUAUUUUUUUUUUGUUUGUUAAGGUAUUUUAUAUUACUACUACAAGGAAGUGACAAGCAUUUUGUGUUUGUAAUAAUUGAUGGUCGAGAGACAUGGUGGUCACAACGUUCGGUAAGUAACGUGAAGAUUUAACUCAAGUUAUAACAACAAAAUACUCAGGAUGACUGAGUAUUAAUCUCAGUCAAAACAAAAAUUAAUGUUUUGAAAGUGUUGGUUUAAUGACAAAUUUUGUAUCAAAUGCUCAUUAUAAUGAAUGCAAAUUAUUUGAGUAGUUCCAAGGGUGUAAAUGUACAUUAGAAAUGUAUGAUUUUUUUUUAAGGUAUUAGUCAGAAAUUACAAGAGCGUAAAUUACAUCAAGUUUUGGAUGUAAUUCAAACAAUUAUUUCUGUCCUAAUCUGAUGAUCUCUCAUGCUGGUGAAGGGCGUAUCCUGAAAAGGUGACAAUAUAUAUAUAUGUAUGUUACAUUUUCUUGUUAUGGAAGUCAUAGAUUUGUUUAAUUAGACUGAGGAAGGCAUAUCCAGGUACAAUUUGUCUUUCGUUAAAUUUUGCAGUUAAUGUUUCAAGUUUGUGGUCCCAGCAUGGAUCUCCUGUAAAUAUAUUUUGUGUGUGUGAAGAUUGUUCUACAAAGGAUAUAAUUUCUUAUUUUCAUAUGUAAAAUUUGUGGAUUAAUCCUUAAAGAGCGGCUAUCAAAAGGGCCACUCAGCCUUUGUGCAAAAACAAAAACAAAACAAAAAAAAAUUUGAAUGAUAUAUUUUCAUGCAAAAAGUAAGAAAAGGGCAAAAAUUAAAUAAGUGCUUCUUUUCUGGUUCUGGGAGUUGUACAUUAGCCGGGUGGAGGGGGUCAAUGAGUGCAUCAGCACGAGAAAUGUGUAGUUUGACAAGUCGUGGCGUAAGGGCGAGAGUGCUCACCCAACUAUCAAGUUGGAUGGUUUUUAUAUUCAUGGCUUUACUUAUUAGUUUGUAUUAUAUUCUGUUGUAAUAAUUAACCAGAGUACAGUACAAUGAGUUAUAUAUAUAUAUAAAUAUAUAUGCUUGCAAUGCAAUAUGUACAUCUAUAUAACAUGUAAACUUGUCCCUGGUACUGCACAACGGAAGUGUCUUGCAACCUGCUUCACUGUUAUUCUGUUUUGGAGCAUCAUCCCAAAAUUUUGAAAUUUGGAGGGAAGACCAAAUUGUCAUUUGACAAUAAUCCAUGUAGGUGUAUUCUAUCCAUAUUAAUAAUAUGGGUAUAAAAUCGAAUAGUAAUUCUAAAAAUUAAAUUCAAACUGUUAGCCUGGGGACCAACGUAUAAUGAUAACUGCACUUUAAAGGUUAAGCACAAAAGGCUGAAAAUUUGUAUAACAAACAAUUUAUUAGAAAUUUUUAACUGUUCAGUUUCAUAUACAUCUCAUCAGUUUUUUUUUUCAUACUCGAUAUCAAUUUGUAUAUAAUUAGUGGUGCAUGUAUGAAAUAUAAUCGGUACGAUUCCCUUGGAUAUGAUUCAAGUACAUUUGCUUCAUACGUCAAAGCAACGCCUGAAUGUGUUAUUUGGUGCAUAGGUUAAGAUACUGGUGUAAAGUGAGACCUUCAAAUACUGUGAUUAAUCUUAGAAAAUAAAUCCAUACCCCUAUGCAUACACAAUGCUUUGUUGAUUUAAAUGUUUCUACAUCCAGGGAAAUUCUAGGGUAGAUCUUCAAUUAUCAACACAUCUGUAUAUUAUCACUUAUAAUGUAUCAAAAAUCUUGAAAUAAAAAAUCUGUAUUUUUA
Procambarus clarkii (red swamp crayfish) is the source of this 4870-nucleotide messenger RNA. Its product is annotated as guanine nucleotide exchange factor for Rab-3A. The record is from RefSeq and is a predicted model, not a curated record. Gene Ontology annotation, biological process: exocytosis. Gene Ontology annotation, cellular component: Golgi to plasma membrane transport vesicle. Gene Ontology annotation, molecular function: guanyl-nucleotide exchange factor activity. NCBI's taxonomy places the organism in Eukaryota, Metazoa, Arthropoda, Malacostraca, Decapoda, Cambaridae.